CCGCCCCCUAAUGGAGCCGCAAAGCUGUAGUCAAUGAUAUAAAAUCGUUCCAAAGGCAGGCAACCAGCUCCUUGUACAGAUAAUUUUCUCCACAAAACGCUAUAAAGAGAUCCAACACAAGUGAAAGAAUUGGAAAGGACUAAAAAUGUCCAGGGAACAAGGCUACCGCGCUGUUCGCGCAAAAUUUACCGCGGAGACCAUCACAGUUUACCAAGCGUACUCUGCCGAGAUCGCCUCUCCAGCUCUCCGCGCCGGAAAAUUCGUUCCACCGUUCAAGCGCACGCGCAUGACAUGGAUCAAGCCAUCAUUUCUCUGGAUGGCCUACCGGUCCGGGUGGGCCUCAAAGCCGAACCAGGAGCGUGUCCUCGCCAUUGAAAUCUCCCGCGAAGGUUUCGAGUGGGCUCUAUUCAACAGCUUCGUGAACUCGCACGAUAAAUCACUCUACCCGGACAAACAUGCCUUCGAGCACAGGAAACAAAACACGUGCGUCCGAGUACAGUGGGAUCCAGAGCGAGAUUUUGGGUUUAGUCCACUGUCGUAUAGGUCGAUACAGAUUGGAUUGAGCGGGGAAGCGGUGGAUCGUUAUGUGGAUGAGUGGAUCGUGUCGAUUCAGGAUGUUACAGAUCGCAUGGUCAAGAUGGAGCAGCUGGUUGCUGCUGGGAAGAUCGAGGAGGCGCAGAAAUUGAUGCCGAUCGAAGAACCGUAUCCCUUGCCGAAGCAGGUUGGGGCAGCUGUGGGAGCGUCUUCAUAGCGGCUGCGAUCCGUCACUGCUGUGCUUUGCGUAACUAUCUCAAACAAGGGUGUGGUUUCUGGUCUCGUGCACCAAAACAUUUGGUGCAAGCAGGAAUCUUCAAUGGCGCAAUGGUGAGCGAUUAUACAUUCUCUUCGAAGAAUACGUCCGUCUCUCAAGGGUAGCCAGCCAAAAUCGCGAGACACGAUUUUGAGCCUCGACGAUUUUCGAGCACCAAAGACAUGGAUGAAUGAGAAUUAGAUGGACCUUCGAAAAUAAGUGUAUAGUGUUGAUUGUGAUAUUCCAUGCAUGGAUUUGUGUCUACCUUGAGAAAGAACGCAAAGUGUUUGCGGAUGCAUGAGAAGCAACCCUAAUAUGCGGAGGUUGAAAGAAACCAAAGCCCGAUUCUUGUAAGGA
Coccidioides immitis RS is the source of this 1147-nucleotide messenger RNA. RefSeq lists its product as uncharacterized. The coding region runs from base 146 to 751 and encodes 201 amino acids. NCBI's taxonomy places the organism in Eukaryota, Fungi, Ascomycota, Eurotiomycetes, Onygenales, Onygenaceae. The record is from RefSeq and is a predicted model, not a curated record. The transcript has a single exon.